This is a messenger RNA of Triticum aestivum (bread wheat), 1153 nucleotides long. RefSeq lists its product as uncharacterized. The transcript has 7 exons. NCBI's taxonomy places the organism in Eukaryota, Viridiplantae, Streptophyta, Magnoliopsida, Poales, Poaceae. The record is from RefSeq and is a predicted model, not a curated record. The coding region runs from base 368 to 1153 and encodes 261 amino acids.
UUUGACUAAAAGCUUGUUUAUACUUUACAGAAAAAGCAGAAAAAAGACAAAAGAAAGCCCGGGCCCCGUUGUACAGGAGCAAAAAAGCUCCGUUGCUUUUUGUUCCUCCCUGUUCUUCUCCUGAUCGCAGCACAUGCCCCAGCCCCCAUCCACGAAAAUCACAAACCCUCAACCCCAACCCACCCACUCCUCCUUCCUCCUCCAGCCCUAGCCGCCAGGGGACACACCUUUCCCCUCCAAAAUGGCAAUGUGAGCAGAGGAAGCCGCCAGGGCACACACCCACCCACUUCUCCUCCUUCCUCCUCCAGCCCCAGCCGCCAGCCCCCAUCCACGAAAAUCACAAACCCUCAUCGCAGCACGCAAAAACAUGGAUGCAGGAAGAGAUCAGAGGGCACAAAGCACUCACCAGGCUGUUCUUGAUGCUUAUGGAGCUUCUCUGUUUGGUUCUCAGAAACACAGGGGGGGGGGGCAAGAUACCCAGCAGCAACAGUGGCUGACUUCUGGUGCUUGGAACCAAGGGCUGCAUCAUACACACCCCUGGAUGCAAAAUCAGAUGCUUCCUCAUGCUUCUAUGAACAGAACACAAGGGAAUGCCCUGAACAUUCCAGUGAGUGCAGCUAUGUAUGGUAUCUUCAAUAGUCAAUGCAAUACACAGGUAAACUUGCCUGUGAACCUGGGUCCACAUACUUCAGUGGGUGACUCCAACCUAGUGUGUACUGCGCUCCAACCCCCUGCAAACAAAGUCGCUUAUGAAGCCCCCAUGUCAUACACGCAACUCCUACUUGCUGCUGAAGAAGAGGGUGCUAGAUAUGCAUCCUCACAAUCGCAAGAAGAUUGCCUUGUUCGUACUGAGAAUGAUAUGUACAUGAUAACUGGGCGAUACAGUAGAUCUUCAGAAGAUCCAUUACAAGCACACACUGGGGGUGGAGCUCAGCAUAUAUCUGGAGUCGAUGACCAGCAUGAUAUAGAUCUUGAACCUUUUGUUGACAACCGAUUUUCAGAAAGCUUGAAUGAUUUGAACUGGGACAAUGAAAUGCAGACAGAAGCAGGAGGAAACAAAAACGGCUCUAUGGUGUCAAAUGAGAUUGCUUCUGACAAUGAUUCUGAUUCCGAGGAUGAUCUUUCUCCAGUCGUUGUUGCAAAAAGCCUCUGA